AUGUUCCUCACAACAUUUCUUCAUGUUCCUGUUAGAUAUGAACUGAUAUCACGGUGUUGGUCACAGGAACCAGGAUGUCGACCAAGCUUCACUGAAAUCGUGGAGGAGUUGAACAAGAAGUUGAAAAGCAUGACAACAGAGGUGAGGAAUUAAACUGUUGGGAAAUGUUAGAGCUAUAUUUUUUAAAAACAUCUAUAAAUUUAAGGUAAUAAAAGUGUGUACUUUUCUAUACUGCCUUGCUGAAUCAAUGGAACAAGAGUUCCUAAGCUCUACUUAUAUGUAUACAUGUUAUAUGUUCUGCAGGAUUGUGUUAUAAACACAACUGCCACUAGAACUGCCUAACAUACACAGUUAACACUGUUUCAAUAAUUAGACUGCCGCUAAUGAGACAAUAUGCAGCUACUUCAGUCAGUUAAGGUUGUAACAUGCAAUAGUCUAAAGUGUACAAUCCAAGCGCGAACAGCAACAUGGAUAUGUCUAAUUUUAAUAUUUUGAGACUGUGAGCUGUUGUAGUAUAGCUUUGUACAAUUUAUAUAAACAUUCCUGGACGUACGACUCGUACAGAAAUGUACGAAAUACUACGAAUUAACAGCGAAUGGUUAAAGUUUGUAAGAUAAAAGCUGUCUCAUUAUUCUGAUAAAAUAAAAUCUAUAUAGGUUUAUGUUUUUUAUUUACUAUAGGAGUACAUUGACGUUCAAGCGCCAUCGUUAAGCGACAGUACACCGCUUACACUAUCAGAGUCUGGGCCCAACCACGGUCUGAGUUCAGUUCGUAUAUCUUUCGCAAACGUUUUUAUCGGCGAGGAAAAUGACGCGGAGGACGAAGACGAAAUACAAAUGAACGAAUAUGAUGAUCCCGACAACAGAUCUGAAGAGAAGAGCAGCGACAAUGUAUUCGUCGAAUCCGAAGUGAAUUCCGAUAAAGCCGAACCAAACAUGAAGGUUGCCGGCGAAGAUUCGGUGUCGAUAGGAAACGGCUCGGAAAGGGGCGACAAUUUUGAAGCCUAA
Molecule: messenger RNA, 1007 nt
Organism: Paramuricea clavata
Lineage: Eukaryota; Metazoa; Cnidaria; Anthozoa; Malacalcyonacea; Plexauridae
Source: the annotation of a GenBank genome assembly